GCGCGUAACGAAUAUAACCGCGUUAAUUGUCACUCGCUGCAUGAUUUUUUUACGCGCUGUUUAGUUGUACGAGAAAAAUAGCAAUCAUGAAUAAUACGACAUCAGACACGGUGUUUAGAUUAAAAAAUUUAACACUCGGCCCGGUCGAUUAUUCACUGUUCGGCGGCCUAAUUGGAUUAAGUCUCCUCAUCGGAUUGUACUUUGGAUUCUUCAGUAAACAAAAUAGCGCAAAGGAAUAUCUGUUCGGCGGGAAAACGAUGGGCUACGUUCCAGUAGCUACGAGCAUGUUGGCCGGACACGUAUCGGGAAUCACUCUGCUGGGGGUGCCGACGGAAGUCUAUCAGUACGGCUCGGCCUACUUCCUCAUCGUCAUAUCGAUAGCGACGACCUGCAUCGUGACGACCUACGUGUUUCUGCCGGUGUUUUACAAGCUCCAGCUGGAGAGCACCUACGAGUACUUGGAGCUGCGCUUCUCGAGGCGCAUCCGCAGCCUCGCCUCCUUCCUCUACAUCAUCUCGCUGGUCAUGUACAUACCGAUAGUCGUCUACGUACCAGCGCUCGCAUUCGCUCAAGUUACCGGCUACAAUCUCUACGUUAUCAUAGCUGUGCUCUGCACCAUUUGCAUCCUGUAUACCAGCCUCGGUGGAGUCAAGGCUGUCAUAUGGACGGAUACGAUUCAAUUCGCCUUUACGAUGUUCGGACUUUUGAUCGUAUUUUUCAUAGGCCUCAAGACGUCGGGUGGAUUUUCGAAUGUCUGGGACAUUGCGAGUAAAGGCAACCGAACAGAAAUAUUUGAUUGGAGUCUUAGUCCUUACGUACGGAAAUCUUUCUGGGGUAUGUCCAUAAGUUUUAGCGUUAUUUUACUUGGUCACUUUGGCAUUAGUCAGAAUUGUGUUCAACGCUUUUUAUCUAUAUCAAAGGAGGGAAACGUAAGAAAAGCUCUAUUGCUUCUGGGCAUCGGAAUGGUCAUUAUGAAAGUCACUUGUGGCUUGACUGGACUUACCAUGUACGCCCGUUAUCACGAUUGCGAUCCUCUCAAAACUAAGGUCGUUCAACGAAGUGACCAAGUACUUCCUUAUUAUGUGAUGGACAUAGCAGGUCACCUCGUCGGUCUUCCAGGAGUUUUUUUAGCUAGUGUGGUGAGCUGUGCACUUUCUACGAUGAGCGCAUCGCUCAACACACUGGCUGGUACAAUUUAUGACGAUUUUAUAGAUCAAUGGCUACCCAAGAGCACUCGCAAAGAAGCCAGAGCUACCACAAUCAUGAAAAUAUUAUCCAUUAUCGUGGGCAUUAUUGGCAUGGGGCUGGCAUGUUUCGUUCAACAUCUCGGCACAAUAUUUGAAAUUUCUUUGAGCGUCCGUAGCAUAGCCGAGGGCCCAUUAUUCGGUUUAUUUUUCCUCGGCAUGCUCGUGCCAUGGGCUGGUAAAAAAGGUGCGCUGAUCGGUAGUUUGGUAUCCUUGGCUUUCAUGCACGUUUUGGUUAUUGGCAACCAGUUGAGCACUUUUAAGCGUGGCAACAGAAACACGCCUCUGCCGACGUCCACCGAUAACUGCACUUACGCACUGAAUCAGACCAUUAUUCUGCAAAAUACUCAUUCCGAAAAUGUAAUUGCUCAGGAUGAAGAUGAUGCAACGUUUUUUCUGUUUCGCAUAUCAAUGAUGCAUUACACUCUUAUUGGUGCCCUCAUUACGGUGAUUGUUGGAUUCGUUGCUAGUACAAUUCUUCGCGAAACGGACUUGAACUCCUUAGAUCCAGAUUAUAUUACGCCAUUAAUGAGGAGAUAUCUACCUAAAAAAGAAUACACUGAAGUAGCGAUGAAUGACGUAGUAGCAAAUAAAAUCGACGACAAUAAGGCCAAACCCGAUGGAAAAAUUGAAAACUCAGAUACUAAUCUUAAUUAAAAUACUGGAUUUAUAUUUUGAACAUGAAAAAUUUCUGUCACCUGUUGACAAAAACGACAAGUAUUAGAAAAUGUAUUAAUUAUUCAAAAAUAGUGUUUAAUUAAACCACGACUUCUGAGUCAUCAAG
Molecule: messenger RNA, 2028 nt
Organism: Trichogramma pretiosum
Lineage: Eukaryota; Metazoa; Arthropoda; Insecta; Hymenoptera; Trichogrammatidae
Product: sodium-coupled monocarboxylate transporter 2-like
Exons: 8
Coding region: 87-1901 (604 amino acids)
Biological process (GO): sodium ion transport; transmembrane transport
Cellular component (GO): membrane
Molecular function (GO): symporter activity
Source: RefSeq, a predicted model, not a curated record